CAAAUGAGUUUAUAAAAGGCUUGAGUUACUAACGGGGUAAACUCACAGGCAGGUGACCUUCUUUGUUUAAGUUCUAUGGCUGAACACUGUCGGGUACAGCCUGGCUUGCAUUCUUCUUGGGCUCGGUGGAUGGAGGGCCACGGCAAGGUUGCAGCUCACUCUGUAACAGAUUCUGUCUGUGGUAUAGAGGAGGGAGAGGAGGAGGAAGGAAGCCAUUUCAGACCCUUCUGCAGCUUCCAGAACCUUCUGCUGCAAACAUGCAAAUUAUUUCAUUGAGCAAAACUGAUUUGCCAGUAGCCAGCCUGGAGCCCAGCAAAUCACCCAUCUUUAGGACAAGAACAGAUGCCCCUAUAUGGAUGGGACAGCUCAAUGGACCCACACUCUAUGGGAUUGAUUCAUGGGGAAAGGACCUCAGCCCAGCUCCAUAGUGCUGCCCUCCUGUGAGAAUCAGACAGGAAGAGACCUACAGCUCAGCAAGGAGAGCAGAAACUGGGAAGUAGCUGAGUUACCUUCUUUCAAAGACAAGAGACAUUGGAAUGUUCCAGAAAGAAAGAGUUGCCUAGCAACUCUUUUCUGUUCCAGAAAGAAGAGUUGCCUAGCACUUUGGCUUCCCCGGAGCAGAGAGGUUAGAAGCUUGAAAUCAGAUAUGUGGGUUCAAAUCCCACCUAGACUGUGGGACCUGGGAAAGCUAUUACACCUCCCCAGUCUCACCUGUCCUCCCUGGAAAUGGAUGAUGAUAACAGUACCUGUCCCAAAGGACACCUGGCUCAAAGAAGUGAUUUAAGUGGGGCAUACUCUUACCACACUGCCUGGCACAUGCUGGAGCAUGAACAUCCUGAGGGCAUAUUUUUCUUUCUACGUCCAAGCACUUACUAUAUUUUCUACAAAGUGAAAGUCAAUUAACAGCUAUUGAUGGAAUAAUUCUCUAUUGAUGGAAUAAUUCUCUCUCUUGCCACAUGAGUUGUCUUAGCACUUCUGAUGGUCCGACAAGGAGCCCUUCUCUGAACCAGUAAAGGGGCUGCGAGGCCCAGCAGCCUGGACACGGGCCAAGAAGUCAAGAACUGUUGACACCCACGUCUCCACUCUCCUACUGACACCAGCGACCACCCAGCCCAGCGCAACCAUAUGGCCUCUUGUUUUCCUGAUGUAUGAGGCUGGCCCCCAGCCAGAGUCCGGAGCAGCCCCACUGAUGAGUGACCUGAUGAAGCGGAUGGGACUCAGGGCCCCUGCAUGACUCCGGCGGGCGCCUGAGCGAGCCGGGCAGCGGGCACCCGGACCAUGGCCAGCACGGCCGUGCAGCUGCUGGGCUUCCUGCUCAGCUUCCUGGGCCUGGUGGGCACGCUGAUCACCACCAUCCUGCCGCACUGGCGCCGCACGGCGCACGUGGGCACCAACAUCCUGACGGCCGUGUCCUACCUGAAAGGGCUGUGGAUGGAGUGCGUGUGGCACAGCACGGGCAUCUACCAGUGCCAGAUCUACCGCUCGCUGCUGGCGCUGCCCCGGGACCUGCAGGCGGCCCGUGCGCUCAUGGUCAUCUCGUGCCUGCUGUCGGCCGCCGCCUGCGCCUGUGCCGUCGUGGGCAUGAAGUGCACGCGCUGCGCCAAGGGCACCCCGGCCAAGACCGUGUGCGCCGUGCUGGGCGGCGCGCUCUUCCUCCUGGCCGGCCUGCUGUGCAUGGUGGCCGUCUCCUGGACCACCAACGACGUGGUGCAGAACUUCUACAACCCGCUGCUGCCCAGCGGCAUGAAGUUCGAGCUCGGGCAGGCCCUCUACCUCGGCUUCAUCUCCUCGUCCCUGUCGCUCAUCGGUGGCACGCUGCUUUGCCUGUCCUGCCUGGACGAGGUGCCCUCCGGGCCCCACCAGGUGCCGCCCAGGGCCACCACGGCCACCACCGCUCCCGCCUACCGGCCCCCCGCUGCCUUCAAGGACAACCGGGCCCCCUCAGCCACCUCGACCUCGCUCAGCGGGUACAGACUGAACGACUAUGUGUGAGUGCCCAGGGCCUGCCCCUCCCCGAGCCCACGGACCCCGGGGUGGCACCCAUGCACGGUCCCGGCCACUCUCGUGUCCAGAGGAAUAAUAUGAUCGUGAGGGGAGUGGGCUUAGAACACAGGGAAGGAGGGGGGAAUGGGAGGAGAGGAGCUCUAUAUACCAAAGACUUACAACAAUCCUUUCUGGGUUUUUUAUUUAUUUUAUGUAUUUAUGUGGGUGAUUUAAUAACAGCUGAAUGCAAAGCAACUCGGGAGUUUGGUCUGUGGGGUUUGUCUGCGGUAUAGGAAUAAACCUUUUGGAUGUGGUCGUGCACGAAAUAGACAGUAUCCGUUUCUGUUUCCGAUCUGUCCUGUCUGCUAAGGUCUUGUAACCACCGCACACCGUCACAGCUUCACGCGGCAAAGCGAUGGGGACACUCGGCGAGGGGCCCCGACCCACACAUGAUGGGAAAAUCAGAGGAGGGCUGGGCUGAUACUCAUCGAAAAGCUGCUUGAGCAACACCCACCAAAAACUGUCAACUCCAGCUUAAGUGCAGAGGCAGGGCAGGAAGCACAGGGCUUUGGGGGGAAAAGACGGGGCCGUAAAUCACACAGUAAAGGUAAUGUGUUCUAGUGGUAGCCCCUCACUAGUAAGGAAGCAAAAGUCAGCAUUAAAAAGACAAAGCAGGGGGGAGGGGAAUCUCUCUAUCUCCUGGUUCUGAAUGCCUGUUUCCCUUCCCAAGUUAGGCAAGUUCUCAACUAUCCCAAUAUUUAUAGCAGCAAUG
Molecule: messenger RNA, 2755 nt
Organism: Canis lupus familiaris (dog)
Lineage: Eukaryota; Metazoa; Chordata; Mammalia; Carnivora; Canidae
Gene: CLDN14
Product: claudin 14
Exons: 5
Coding region: 1279-1992 (237 amino acids)
Biological process (GO): bicellular tight junction assembly; cell adhesion
Cellular component (GO): bicellular tight junction; plasma membrane
Molecular function (GO): structural molecule activity
Source: RefSeq, a predicted model, not a curated record